CCACCACCACCCCAAUCGAUGCCUGAAGCCGUCGCCAGUCAAAUCCUCUCAGAGAGUCUUUAUGAGGAACUCGGUGCGUCGAUUCGCGGGCCUAUUCAUGUCCGGGACGAAGCAGAGUUCGUUGAAUACUCGAGCAUCUUCAACGGAAACGUCGUCUGUGUCGCCAAAGCGAUUGUAUGUCCGCUCGACGCAGAGGAUGUGAGCAACGUCAAAGCCGGCGGUUAUGGAACCGGAGGCUGGGCUAUUGGAGGCGACAUCAUAAUCGACCUAUCCAAGCUCACUGACCUUCAUAUUGAGGCCCCACUUCCCAAUGGGAGGGGCUACACGCCUUUGACUGAUCAGGAUGCCGCAAACAAACAACGGGAUAACGGUCCAUCUGGAAAACGGCGUCGUGAAGAGGACUCUGCUCUUCGUUUCUACGAUGCCGCCUCCCAAAGUGUUGCUGAUUUCCUGCGCGGCCCAUAUCAACCAGGGUGGGAUUUGCCCCAGCCAGUUCGUCGCCGGUUAGACGAGCCUAUCCGUGAUAGCCCACGCUCCCGCCAUAUCUCAUCGAGCUCCGGCGAAUCAAGCUCUAACUCUGACGAAUCACGCAGUGCGAGGACUCAAAUUUCCACCACUGUCACCUCUCCUUCUCGGUCUCCCCCUCCAUCAGCGUCAUCCAACCCAGCACAACGCCCUACUGCUACCUCAGGUGGUGACCCUUUCGGCUAUCUCGAUGAUACAAAAGAGACAGAAUCAGCUGCACCGCCCACCCUCCGCCAAAACGCAAACCCACCCCGCCAUCCAGACCCAUGGGCCCAGCAACGCUCCGGUGCCGGCAAUCGAGUUAUCACCAACUCGAAUCUCCCUCCCAUACCGCUCAAUCUGGCUGCGCAGGCCCAGCCUAUUUACCCCCAUGCUUUCGUCACUUUUGGCGCCGGCAAGCGACAAAAAGAGGUCGAUGUUUUUACAGCCGAGAACCAGUUACCAGCGGAGUCGCUUUCGGGUACAAACCUCACGGUUCCCUAUCAUAUACCCUUUUCUGCUCAUCCGGUGGGCUCCGGAGUCAUGCUUUUGGGCGGUUUCGGCUUCCUCAGUCGGCUCCACAGUCUGAGCAUAGACAGUUUGGUUGAAAUGGAGAUGAUUCUCGCGGACGGGCGCAUCGUCAUUGUCAAUAAGGACAGUCACCCAGAUCUCUGGUGGGCUGCUCGCGGUGCUGGGCCCGCUCUGGGUGUCGUGACCCGAUACAAAGCCAAAGCUUACCCGGUACCUGUCGUUUUUGCUGGAAAUUUGCUUUAUCGAUUCCACAGCGCAACUGCACCCUCGCUCAUCAAGCAUUUCCGCGACUGUGUGAAAGGGGCUCCGCGAGAGCUCUAUGCGAACGUACUUCUCACUGCUGGUCCGGAAGGAAAAGACUCGCUGAUUGUCGUUCAAAUGUGCUACAUCGGACCCAAGGACAAGGGCCAAGAAUACCUCCAAGCCCUGUCUUCUUGGGACGGAGAGCGCUGUCUCCUAAACGAAGUACACGAGAAAAGCUUCCUGCAUCAGCAGGACAGUGUCGCCCAGGUACUGCGCGGAAAACCUGGAAGGCAAUGGUUUAUUAGGUCUGCUUUAAUAUCGUCUCUUCCCGACGAAAUCAUCAACGAGACGGUCUUGAAAUUCGCGGGCACGCCCCAUGGCUAUUCGAACCUGGCUGGCGGCGCCAUAUUAGAUCAUGAGGACAACUGCGUGCCCAAAUCGCAACGCGAAGCGGCCUUUACGAUUGCCGCGUUACACCAGUGGGAAAUGACCGUUGACGAUGAUAGGUGCAUCGACUCCGCUGAAGAGUGGAUACGCGACUCGUUGAAACCGGUUGAAUGCGGUGGACCAUUCCCUAGUGUACCUCCUCUCCAUUCAUCGUCUUCGUCCACUCAACCCGCUUUACAGUUCCUUGGGCGCCACGAGCCCGCCUCGCGCGUUAUCUCCUCCUACGGGGACAACUGGCCACGCCUGGUGGAAAUCAAGAAGAAGUACGACCCCAACAAUCUCUUCCGCAACAAUAUCUGGCCGCUGAAUGCCGAUUUGGAGCUUGUGGACCCAAGGACACAUGAGCCUCCUACGCCACCACAUCUUAGAUUCGGACAUUGA
Molecule: messenger RNA, 2106 nt
Organism: Mycena indigotica
Lineage: Eukaryota; Fungi; Basidiomycota; Agaricomycetes; Agaricales; Mycenaceae
Product: FAD-binding PCMH-type domain-containing protein
Exons: 12
Coding region: 19-2106 (695 amino acids)
Molecular function (GO): oxidoreductase activity; flavin adenine dinucleotide binding
Source: RefSeq, a predicted model, not a curated record